AUGAGUGAUAGGCAGCCUCUGUUGGGUGAGUCAGGCAAGCUGUCGUUUGGCGAUGACGAUGGUUUCGGUAGUGAUAUCAACCAGAAGCAAGUCUCAAAGAGCAGCUUUUCUACGUGGCGACGAUAUUUUUCAAGAAGUACAAAAAUGGAGGGAAAGAAUGAAAGGCCAGGCGAUGAAGACGACGCGGACGAUAGAUAUCAUGAUAUUGGCUUUUUCGAAAUUUUUCGACAUGCAGAUGGUAUCAGCGUGCUUCUUAUGUUCACCGGCUUAGUCCUUUUGGCAAUACAUGCAGUCUGCGUACUUGCUAAUCUAGCUCUUUUUGGUAAAAUUACUGGUGUUUUUGCUGUGGAAUCAUUUGAUAACGAUUGCCAUAAAGCACAUAGAAAUUUGACAGCUCUUAUCACCUACGACAGUGGCUGUCCUCUAGGCAUUGCAGUCGAUGCAGACAACAAUAGUCGGUUUUACAAAUUAUGCCAUAAUGGCGAUACAGUUACACUAGCAACAUUACCUUCAUCAUCGCUUUUUCGGGCGAAAGUUAUGGCUAUAAUUUAUUGGUUAAUUCUUAUUGCUGUUGUUGUAUGGUUGGCCAGUUUUCUUGAAUAUACUAUUUGGUCGAUUGCUAUAAGACGGCAGACGGCUCGUAUGAAUAUCCUGCUCUUUCAAUCGCUGCUACAGCGUAAUGUACCAUACUUUGACAAACAUCCAGCUAGUCAAUUCAAUAGUAACCUAUUUGGCAACAUUGAAAUGGUUGAAAAAGGUAUCGGUAUAGAUUUUUUGAUCACGCUUGGGGCAAUACUAUGUAUAUGGGCAAGUUUGAUCACAUGUUUCAUUAUCAAUUGGAAAUUAUCUCUUAUUUUAUUCUUCACUAUACCUAUUGUUAUGACCGGCUCCACGAUAUUUUCCAAGCUUCUUGCUCGUGAGACAGAAAACGAAUUCAAAUCGUAUUCAUCAGCUGGGCGUAUCGUUCAAGAAGUAGUAAGUUCGGUACGAACAGUUUUCUCACUUAAUGGCGCCAAAUUUGAGCAACAGCGAUACGAGAAAGAAUUAGAGUCAACUCAUUGGAGUACUGUUCGACAACGUGCCAUAUGUGGUAUUUUUAUCGGUUGGCUAUCUUUUAGCUUUUACAUAGUUUAUGCCGUUGGCUUCAUCUUCGCUUCUAUUUUUAUGUCUUAUGCAACUCAUAGCGGACUGCAAAUUACUGAUGUUCUUGUUAUUAUUAUGAUGUUUGCUCAGUGUCUAGCAUACUUUGGUAUGAUUGUGCCUUUCUUUCAAUCAUUUUCGGAAGGGAAAGGCGCUGCAAAAUCUGUAUUUCGACUUAUUGAUGAAAAACGGGAUCCAAACUUAAACGAGAAGGAUUUGUUCACAGAAGAUGCCUCUAAUGAAGACCCAGUUUGCGACAUCGUCGGUGACAUUGAAUUUAAAGAUAUAAAUUUAGUUUAUCCGUCUCGAAAAGAUGUGUCGGUUUUGCACAAUCUCAAUCUGAUUGCUCGCACCAAUAAAACGACUGCCCUUAUUGGUGGAAGCGGUUCCGGUAAAAGUACAUGUAUGUCACUUCUUCUUCGAUUUUAUGAACCAUCAUCGGGUGAAAUUACGAUCGAUGGUCAAGCAAUCACGCACUAUUCAAUUAAAUGCCUUCGACAAAAUAUUGGAAUUGUCAGUCAAGAACCUAUUUUAUUUGCAAUGAGUAUUUAUGAAAAUAUUCGUCUUGGUAAAUUAAACGCAACGCGUAAAGAAAUUGAAGAAGCGGCAAAGGAAGCCAGCGCGCAUGAUUUUAUUAUGAAACUACCUCAUAAAUAUGAAACACUCGUCGGUGAGCGUGGUAUUCAAUUAAGCGGAGGUGAAAAACAACGAAUUGCAUUAGCACGAGCUCUCGUUAAACAACCGUCGAUACUUCUAUUGGAUGAAGCAACUAGUGCACUUGACAAUAUCAGUGAAAAAAUUGUUCAAGAAGCACUCACCCGAGCAUGCAAAAAUCGAACAACUAUUGUUGUCGCUCAUCGUUUAACAACGAUCCAAAAUGCCGACCAUAUAUAUGUAUUAGAGAAAGGAAGUGUGAUUGAAGAAGGUACACAUGACACAUUGAUGAUGAAAGACGGAGGAAAAUACCAAACUAUGGUAGAAAAACAACAAAUACAGAAAUUUACUGUUGACGAAAACGUACCAUCGGAAAAAUUUAUGGAAAAAGUAGAGCGAAAUCGUUUAUUGAGCGAAAUCGAAACAGCUGAUACGAGCAGAAAGUCUUCAUUACCAAUAGCACGAGAAUCUAUGUUUCUACGACUUUUAUUAAUGAAUGGUCCCGAAUGGCCAGCUAUCUUGAUCGGUUGUGCAGCAUGUAUAAUUUGUGGGCUAUGUCAACCAAUCUUUGCAUUCUUAUUAGCCAAAUUAAUAGACCUGUUGAGAGGUUGCGAUCUGGCUGAUAUUCGUCAUGGAGUGCUGAUCUCAAGCGUCGUGCUUUUAUCUUUGGGUAUCUGUAUGUUCUUUCUACGUUUCUUUGAAUCUACUGCUUUUGGCAUAGCAGGUUCAAGGCUAACACAACGUAUACGUACAAAAGCUUUCGCUUCUUUGCUUUGUCAAGAAGUUGCUUAUUUUGAUCAACCCGAAAACAGCUCUGGCGCUGUAUGUGCGCGUCUCUAUUCUAAUGCAAAAGCCAUCCAAGACAUGACUGGUACCAGAUUAGGUGCUCUAUGUGAAGGUCUUGCCUUGUGUGGCUUUGGACUAUUAUUUGGACUGUUACUUAGUUGGCAAUUAACAAUCAUCGUGUUUCUACCUUUUAUUGCGUAUGCCGUAAUUGCUUUAAUCGACAUAUGGAUAAACAUUGAAUUGCAAGAUCGAUCGAAAGCAAUCUAUAGCGAAGCAAGCUCGCUUGCUGUCGAUGCCCUUCACAAUAUACGCACAAUAAAACAAUUAUUUGUAGAACAUGAAAUUCUACGACGAUACUCAAAACUAAUUGAUCUUGCACACACAACAGCUACGAAAUCUGAAACAUUAUCCGGAAUGUUAAAUGGUUUGUANAGUUUUUGUUUUUAUUUUGUCUCAUAUAUCGGAGGUGAAAAACAACGAAUUGCAUUAGCGCGAGCUCUUGUUAAACAACCGUCGAUACUUCUAUUGGAUGAAGCAACUAGCGCACUUGACAAUAUCAGUGAAAAAAUUGUUCAAGAAGCACUCACCCGAGCAUGCAAAAAUCGAACAACUAUUGUUGUCGCUCAUCGUUUAACAACGAUCCAAAAUGCUGACUAUAUAUAUGUAUUAGAGAAAGGAAGUGUGAUUGAAGAAGGUACACAUGACACAUUGAUGAUGAAAGACGGAGGAAAAUACCAAACUAUGGUAGAAAAACAACAAAUACACAAAUUUACUGUUGACGAAAACGUGCCAUCGGAAAAAUUCAUAGGAAAAGGUGAAAAGCAAAAUUUAGAACGAAAUCGUUUAUUGAGCGAACUGGAAACAGCUGAUAUGAACAGAAAGUCUUCAUUACCAAUAGCACGAGAAUCUAUGUUUCUUCGACUUUUAUUAAUGAAUGGUCCCGAAUGGCCAGCUAUCUUCAUCGGUUGUGCAGCAUGUAUAAUUUGUGGACUAUGUCAGCCAAUCUUUGCAUUCUUAUUAGCUAAAUUAAUAGACCUGUUAAGAGGUUGCAAUCUGGCUGAUAUUCGUCGUGGAGUGCUGAUCUCAAGCGUCGUGCUUUUAUCUUUGGGUAUCUGUAUGUUCUUUCUACGCUUCUGUCAAUUCACUGCUUUUGGCAUAGCAGGUUCAAAGCUAACACAGCGUAUACGUGCAAAAGCUUUCGCUUCUUUGCUUCGUCAAGAAGUUGCUUAUUUUGAUCAACCCGAAAACAGAUCUGGCGCUGUAUGUGCACGUCUCUAUUCUAAUGCAAAAGCCAUUCAAGACAUGACUGGUACCAGAUUAGGUUCUCUAUGUGAAGGUCUUGCCUUAUGUGGUUUUGGACUAUUAUUUGGACUAUUACUUAGUUGGCAAUUAACAAUCAUCGUAUUUCUACCUUUUAUUGCGUAUGCCGUAAUUGCUUUAAUCGACAUAUGGAUAAACAUUGAAUUAAAAGAUCGAUCUAAAGCAAUCUAUGGCGAAGCAAGCUCGCUUGCUGUCGAUGCCCUUCACAAUAUACGCACAAUAAAACAAUUAUUUGUAGAACAUGAAAUUCUACGACGAUACUCAAAACUAAUUGAUCUUGCACACACAACAACUACGAAAUGUGAAUCAUUAUCCGGAAUGCUAAAUGGUUUGUAUUGGGGUAUGGACCCAUUAACGUUAGCAAUUUUAUUUUGGCGUUCUCUUAUACUUAUCGAAACAAAUCAAAUAGAUAUACACAAUGUUAUGAUGGUUUUUGCUUUUGCUUUGUAUAUGACACAGUCGUUAAGAACUGUCGGGAUGCUAGCUCGAGACAUUGGCUCAUCAAUAUCUGGCGCCAAAGUUAUUUUUGAUUUAUUUGACCGAAUUCCAUCCAUCGACAAUACAUCUGAUGCUGGACAAGAACUCGUUGAUUUUCGUGGAGAAAUUGAAUUUGAUCAAGUUAAGUUUGCUUAUCCAGCUCGAUCAACGACUAUUAUUCUCAAAAAAUUACGAUUAGCUAUUAAAGCAGGUCAACGUGUUGCUCUUGUUGGAUCAUCUGGAUGUGGAAAAUCAACCAUUAUACAAUUAUUAGAACGAUUCUAUGAUCCUUUAUGUGGUCGAAUACUGUUUGAUGGCGUCGAUAUUCGGCAAUUAAAUCUUCAAUGGCUCCGUGCUCGUCUAGGUCUUGUUGCUCAAGAGCCGAUUUUGUUUGAUAUGACAGUUGCUGAAAAUAUAACAUAUGGAUUAGAAAAUAUAUCGAUGGAUGAUAUUAUAGCUGCUGCAACAAAAGCAAAUGUUCAUGAUUUUAUCCAACAAUUACCACAGGGUUAUCAAACAAAUGUAGGCAUGAAGGGUAGUUUUCUGUCGGGUGGUGAAAAACAGCGCAUUGCUCUUGCUCGAGUUCUUCUCCGCCAGCCAAAAGUAUUGUUACUGGACGAAGCUACCAGCGCUUUGGACUCUUUGAAUGAACAAAUCGUACAAGCCGCUCUUGAUCAAGCUCAAACAGAAGAUCCUGCACGAAUAACUAUUAUUAUCGCGCAUCGUCUUUCAACAAUUCGUUCAUGUGAUCUGAUAUGCGUCCUCGAUGAAGGGCGUAUAGUAGAAAUGGGCUCACAUGCCGAAUUAGUACAACAACGUGGGACCUACUAUGAAAUGCUCUCUGCUCAAAAUAAUAAAGUGUGA
Messenger RNA from Adineta ricciae, 5241 nucleotides. The record is from the annotation of a GenBank genome assembly. Lineage: Eukaryota; Metazoa; Rotifera; Eurotatoria; Adinetida; Adinetidae.